AUGUCUGAACGAUCUUGUCCGGUGUCCGGAUCACUGGGUGGUAAAUGUCCCGGCGCGCGAGCGUCAGGAGGCAGAUCUCAGCUUCGCGGACCCCGAGGCUGUUCCUUCUCUGGUUACAGUCAGCCUGGGGACCUACACGCUGCUUUUGACAUCCCACGAGGUGUCGAUGCAGAGGAAUGGCUGAGGUUAAGAGAACGAAAAACCAUCAACGAUGUUCUUUAUUCCAACAUUCCGGCUCCCUCGGUUCUCAAUGCAACCAAGCACAUCGACACCCUGACCGCCAGUGACCACGACCUCCUGGCUGUGGCUCUAGGCGCACCGGCUCGACAAGUUAUCAUCCGCGCCGAAGAAGUUGGCCCGAGGAGCGGUUGGAGAGAUGGCUUCCUCACUGCAGAGUAUGGCUUCGUACCACAUGAUCCCGAUAUGUCGCCCGCAGCCCUCGCCGCGUCACCUGGUCGAAUAUGGUCCGACCUCUGCGAGCGCAUGCCUGGUUGCGUGGCCCGCGGCCGCGUAAGGGAAUCGGUCGCGGCUCUGCCCGUCAUAGAGGCGACUGAGGACAUCAUCCCGGACGAUGCCCUCUGGGCCGCAUGUGUGGUCCUUGGGAUGCUCUGCUCCAUAUAUCGGUACGAGGAGAACAAUGAUGGGAGCGAAGGCGUCAACAUAUCGGUGGCAUCUUCUCGGCCUGUCGUUGAAAUGAGCGAUGAUGUUGUUGAGGAACUUAAAGGUAUUCCGAGGAGUAUCGGUCUCCCGUACUUUCAGGUUUCAAAAAGAUUAGGAAGGGCGAUACCGCAUCUGAGCUUUCCGGAUCAGUCCUCAUACAACAUUAAGCUCCGAGAUCCUCGAUCGGUCUAUCCUUACCGAGAUAGGUUCGACAAUAUCGAUUUGCGAUGGCCAGUGUUUGGGGAGCGAACGGAAAUAGCCUUUCUCAAAGGCUGUGCUGAUACGUCUGCCUCUUUCCAACACGGACCGGACGCUAUCGCCAGCUGUCAGGAACAUGUUAUGAGCCGAAACGUGGAGGGCCUCUUGCGCGAGCUCAUCCGCCUCAAGGAGAUAAUUGAAAGGAUGCCAAACGCCUUUCACUCGAUAUCCCCAAACCCAAGCUCAGGAGAGAACUUUGUUUCUGCUGAGGAGUGGGUGCGCUGGGGACAGUUCUCCAAACCUCUUUCCAAGCGUUGCGCGGCGGCAUCUGGGCUUCAAUUCCCUCCCUACUUGCUCAUGGACGCGUUUCUUGGCCGCAAGAAAUACAGAUCAUUCCUGGGCGCCGAGGGUGUUCAUCUGAGGGCUUGGCAGCCGGCGAACCUGCGAGCCUUCAUUGCUGCUGUUGAAUACCACUACAGCGUCCCCGAGUUUGUGGAGAAGUCGGGUGACCCUCGGCUGAUCGGCGUGCUAGACGGGAUCGUAGAGGCAUACUGUGGUGAACGAGGCUUCAUGGGGGUGCACCGCUACAAGGUCUAUGGGAUCUUGGAAGUUGCAGCCAAAACUGGUCGAAGCGAGACAAAUGGCGCAUCUGGAGCAGCAGAUGGGCUCAAGCCUUGGGAAGAGACACACAAACAGUUUUCAGAGGCAAUGAAAGAGAGACUGGAGCCAUACCGUGGCGACAUCCCUGAACCCAAUCAGAUGCGCGGGACAUUUGAAGAGUGCAGAUACCGGGCCAAAAUUCUGAGCAGGGCCUCAGUGGACAAUGACCCGAAUAGAACCAUAGCAGGCGUGACUUUGGAUAUACAAAACACAGGUAUCACUUUCCAGCCUGGCGACAGGCUGGCUGUUAUGCCACUCAACAGCUGGGAAGAGUGCGCAAAGGUUGCCGCUGCUCUGGGACUAGACGAGACCUUGCUGGAGGCCCCGGUCGAGCUGAACCAGAAAUGGACGAGGUUCUUGGGCCAUUUGAAAUCGGUUUCACGGGCCACGUCUACUGCGGUGCCAGAGCUGACUGUCAAGGACAUUCUGAGACGUGGUCAUUUGGCGCCAUUGACAAAGGAGCUGGUCUUGAAAGUCCAUGCAAUGCUCCGUGCAUCAUCGACCACAGUAUUACAGGUCCUAGCAACUGACGAAUGGCCCGUAAGGGGGAGUCUGGGCGACCUCUUGCAGGCAGCAGUCCUCGAGACCCCAGAGCUGGUCUGGGACCAGGCAUUUGACCUCCAGGGCGACUUUGCAUGGCUGGGUGAUCUGGUGCCCGUCGAAGUCCCGAGAACCUACUCCAUCUCCAACUACCCCGACGAGCUUCUUCCCAGCACGGUCGACCUGACGAUAUCCCGUUCCGAGUAUCUGUUGUCUUCAAUCUUUGCCAACAACGACCGCAUAACCCGGGCAGGUGUGAGCAGUGGCUUCCUGAACCCCAUGGUGUCGUCCCACGACGAAAUGCUCCUCCCGAUCGACGAGGACGUGCUGGUUGGGGUUUCAAGGCCCAUAGCUUUCCAGCUCCCUCUAGACGGUGCGGCCCCCUGUGCCUUCUUCGCCGGUGGUAGUGGUAUCGCACCGUUCAGAAGCUUCUGGCAGGCAAGGGUAGGCGGCUCGGUCGGGCGCAACAUUCUUUAUUUGGGCAUCCAAUCGCGGGAGAAGUUCUGUUACGAGAACGAGCUCCGGCAGUAUGUCGCCAAUGGGCAGAUGGAGGUUCACCUCGCGUUCUCCCGCGACUCCAGGGGUCUGGCCUACGACCCUCAGGCUCGAGACCUUGUCGAGAAGAAAAUGCCUCCGCGUUAUAUCAACGACCUGAUCAUAGAGGAGGGCUCAACCGUGUGCGACUUGGUUAUGAGCAAGAAACAGGGUGGCCUGGGCGGAUACCUCUACGUCUGUGGCUCUGUUUCCGUAUUCGAGUCGGUGAUGAGUGGUAUUAAAAAGGCCAUCUACUAUCACAGGACGGCCACCAUGGAAAGCGCAGACGUCAUUGUGAACACAGCCUUUGCUGAGCGUCGAUUCAUGCUUGAUGUUUUCAUGACUCCAAAGCCACUGCCUUGUGACCAACCUACCAUACCUCUCUCGCAACUUGCUCUCAAUACCGGUCAUCGCCCCGGACAGAGGAUGUGGAUUGGUGUACACGGGUCUGUAUACGACGUGACAGACUUUUGUCCCAUGCACCCUGGUGGUACCCUGAUUAUCAGGUCAAACGCCGGCGUGGAUUGCUCCAAAUCAUUUGAUUCUCUUGGUCAUACCAACAAUCCCGAGGUCAGCAGCCUGUUGACCAAGUACUUCGUCGGCCACUUGACCCCGAGGCCCGAAUUUCAGGGCAACGACGACAUUGGGAGCCUUUACGACCUUUGGGCCGCCUAUCUACGGACGAGCGUGGAGACUCUGGUGGCUCAGAGCUUCGAGAUGAACAUCAUGGUUGGUGAGAAGCAGGACUCCCCCAUCGAUCCAACCAUGGUGUGGAGUCAAGGCAGCCUUUUCAGCAUGAAAGGUGUGCGUAUGUUCUACAAGUACCAGUCUCGCCUGCUGCAGAAUGGUUUUUCGGCACUUUUUGGUCCCAAGUUUCAGGAGCUGGUUCUCAAGUUGUCAUUCAGUCUCGCCAAUUCCUCCUCCGCCGGACCCAUGCCACGCCUGCCGGACGUCUUGGGAGUCAUUGCGCGAGCAAAAACCUCGGAAGAUGCCGUAGCCACAAGCAAGGAACUAUCUGCCAUCGGUCACUUCAUCAAUGAUAGCGAAGGGGCGAGGUUCCACGAACAAGGCAUCAUCAGCUACGCCACACAGGCCAUUGAGCUGGACGUAAGCCUGCUCGAGGACAUCCGUCGUGAAGCCUGCCACGGUUUUGAUGCCUUUGGAGCCUUGUCGACACUGCAAGGCACCACCUCGGAAGCCGAGACUGCCGUGGCACUCUCCACUUUCCUGAUGCAGGUCCUCGAAAGGAUGGCCAAGCGGCUAGAGAUGUUUUACGAAAAACUUUCCAAGUUGUCCGUCUACAAACCCGAGAUCGAACAGAACCCGGCCCGCACCCGCUGGCAUCUCGUCCGCCAGCGCAUCAGCGACGGGAGCUUCUUUGUGCUCACGCAGGAAAUGUCGGUUACUGCGGCGACGCAACUGUUCCAACCCCGGGGCCAACCGACCGUCGACUUUGACCAAAUAAUCAGCCAGGUCCGCCAUACUCUCAACAUCAAAAGCGCCACGCACCAUACACAGCCACAGCAGCAGCAGCAUCAUCAUCAUCAUCAUCAUCAGAAACAAAUCACGACCCCAGCAACCACCCCACCGCUGAUGCAGACGCCAACACUCAACUCUAUGCAUCAAUCCCGCUCGCAGGCGCCUACCGACGGCGCAUCAGCAUUUGAGAGCUACGAGAACAGGAACGCGCUCAACCGCAUGUCAACCUUUAUGGACCGCAAUAUGCGUGCAAUCCGCCGCCUUUCCCGCGUUCCUGUCAUCCCCUCACAUGUUCACAUCUCGAAGCAGCAGCCGCAUCUCCACAAUCUUCAUAACGAAAUCCCGCUAGAUACACCACCGCGCAGCCGUAGUCCGAGCCGGGCGAGGAUUGGCUCUCCGGUGCAGCUCGUCUGUUCCCCGGAUCUGGCGUACGCCAGCGCCCUCCUGGCCGAGCCGAGGUUGUUGGCCACCAACCAGGGGCGGAACCAGCAGACCGGGCUGGCUAUCUCCGGAGGCAAACCGCAGCUGCCGCCGCUGGUCACUGGAGCGUCAGCCAUGACGGCGCUGAUGGGCAAGAUGAAUGUGAGGGGCAGGUCGCCUGUGAGCUCAGGGGCGGGCAGUACCCAUUCACGACAGCUAUCUGCCGGUGCGGUCAGUUUGCAUGGUAGAAGCCCAGGUGGCAGGACUGGCAGGUCAAGAACGGCAGCGAGCAUGAGUGGAGGUUCGUUGAGGACAUUCAAGUUGGCUAGGUCUCAAAGUGUACAGCCCACAUUCUGA
This is a messenger RNA of Pyricularia grisea, 4848 nucleotides long. RefSeq lists its product as uncharacterized. The record is from RefSeq and is a predicted model, not a curated record. Lineage: Eukaryota; Fungi; Ascomycota; Sordariomycetes; Magnaporthales; Pyriculariaceae. The coding region runs from base 1 to 4848 and encodes 1615 amino acids. The transcript is spliced from 7 exons. Gene Ontology annotation, molecular function: heme binding; flavin adenine dinucleotide binding; NADPH-hemoprotein reductase activity. Gene Ontology annotation, cellular component: cytosol.